Messenger RNA from Baudoinia panamericana UAMH 10762, 960 nucleotides. RefSeq lists its product as uncharacterized. Gene Ontology annotation, cellular component: membrane; clathrin vesicle coat. The coding region runs from base 142 to 921 and encodes 259 amino acids. NCBI's taxonomy places the organism in Eukaryota, Fungi, Ascomycota, Dothideomycetes, Mycosphaerellales, Teratosphaeriaceae. The record is from RefSeq and is a predicted model, not a curated record. The transcript has a single exon. Gene Ontology annotation, biological process: endocytosis.
AGUUCAAUGUCGUCGCGGCUCAUAGUCGUACGUAGGGGAAGAUGUUCCGUCCGCAACAAGGCGCAUGAUGAUUGCUACGCCUGACACAAUGUUUCUCAUGACUGAUCAACGAUCCCGGACUCCAUCGUAGAAGUUGUAAAGAUGUCCAUAAUCGACCCGGCCACCGGCCGCGAACUGCCCUCAUCUGACUCCGCCUACCAACGUAUCCUCUUCGUCACAAACAAUGUACACGUCUACGGUAUCCCGCCGCUCACGUCAACCAAAGGCUUCGCCGCAUCGCUCUGGACACACCCUGUUCAACCAACAGCGCAACAGAUCUUUACCGCACGCUUACGCAUCAUCGAGACCACAGUAGAAGCAAAGAUUAAAGUAGACAUCGUGCUCGAGGAUGGCAACACCGGCGACCUGUUUGCCGCAGCGCCAUACACAAGUUCUGUAGUGGUACAACAAGCCAACGACAGCUCACGGUUUUUUGCAGUGAGGGUUCUGGGGGAGGGUGGCAUGAAAGCAACGCUAGGUAUUGGCUUCGAAGACCGAAGUCCGGCCUUCGACUUCAGCAUAGCGCUCACGGAAGCGAGGAAGGUGCUGGGGAUGGAAGGUAGCGGUGCGGCUGGCGCUGCGGCGGGGCGAAGCUCGCAGUCGACCAGCAAUGUCGCGUUGGAGAGCAAUCAAGACUUCAGUCUCAAGGAAGGCGAAAAGAUCCAUAUCCAGGUAGGCUCGAAGGGCCGGCGUGCGGCUGCUCCAUCUGGUACGCCGUCUGCUAGCUCAGGCGACAAUGCGGCACUGUUCUCGAUCGCACCUCCUCCGUCGGCUACCAAGGCUCACGGUGACUCCACUGCUAUUGCGCCACCAUCGGCCGUGCAGGGCAAGUCGGCACAGGAGCUCGGGUUUGACGACGGUGAGUUUGGCGAGUUUCAAUGAGUGACCUCUUACCAACCUGCCCUUCCUCGAAAGUGGACA